GUGCCGCAGCUGGAAAAAUGGCAACUGAUACAGGGAGAUACAGGAGUGCUGUUAGCAAAAACAAAGACCCUUCUGGUCUUCUUAUUUCUGUCAUAAGGACUCUGUCCAGCAGCGAUGAUGUGCAGGACAGGGAGACAGAGAAGGGUCGACUGGAAGAGGCUUUUGAGACAUGCGAUAGGGAUUUAGAUAAACUGAUUGUUCAACAUUAUGCUGAACUUACCACUGCCAUCCGGACCUACCAGAGCAUCACAGAGCGUAUCACCAGUUCCCGCAACAAGAUCAAACAGGUGAAGGAGAAUCUCCUGUCUUGUAAGAUGCUGCUUCACUGUAAAAGGGAUGAGUUGAGGAAGCUGUGGAUUGAAGGCAUUGAGCACAAGCACGUUCUCCAGCUGCUGGAUGAAAUUGAAAGCAUCAAGCAGGUUCCUCAACGCCUGGAGACCUACAUGGCAAGCAAGCAUUACCUUCAUGCCACAGACAUGUUGGUGACAGCUGUGAGGUCCCUAGAAGGCCCCUUGCUGCAGGUGGAGGGGCUUGGAGACCUGCGCCAGGAGCUCAAAAGCAAGAAGCUCAACAUUCACCUUGUGCUCAUUGAUGAACUGCACAGACAUCUUUACAUCAAGUCCACAAGUCGCCUCGGGCACAAGAACAAGGACAAAAAUGCUGCUCGUGGUCCAGGAUCUGCAACCAAAGAUGCAUCUCCGAUGCCUGCAUUGGAAGUCAGCAGCCUGUCGACCCCACGCAAGUUUUUGGAUUCAUCCCAGUUCAGCACACCUGGAUCAGGCAAUGUGCGUGAGCUGCAGCCGGAUAUCUGGGAACUGAACCAAGCAGAUCUUUCUGAGGUGGAUCCAGAAGAGAACAGUGCUGAGUUCAUGGGCAUCCUUAUCAGGGCUCUGGCCAAAUUAAAGAAACUUCCAGAGACCAUCAAAGCCAUAAUGGAGCGACUUGAGCCUGAGCUGAAACAGAUUGUCAAGAGGUCUACCACUCAGAUAGCAGACCAUGCCUACCAGCGGGGGGAAAACCUUGCUCAGGAGAGCCAGCCAAGGUUGCUGUUGGAACUGUUAGAGCUUUUGUUUGAGAAGUUUAAGGCAGUGGCUCAGGCUCACAGUGUUGUGCUGGCCCACAUGCAGCGGAUUGCGACGCAAGUUCCAGGGGGCACCCAUGAAGAGGACAUCAAGCUCUACGAGCAGGCAGACGUAUCUGCCAAGAUCCAGACAGUGCUUCAGGUCUUGCUUAUGGAGUAUCUGGAUGUGAAAAACAGCCGGAGUGCCACAGAGCCGUCAGCUCAGCUCUCCUAUGCCAGCACUGGCAGUGAGUUUGCUGCUUUCUUUGCAAAGAAGAAACCACAGCGUGCCAAGCAAUCACUCUUCAAGUUCGAAUCAUCCUCCCAUGCCAUCAGCAUGAGUGCCUACCUGAGAGAGCAAAGGAGAGAACUCUACAGCAAAAGUGGGGAACUACAAGGUGGUGCUGAUGACAACCUGAUUGAGGGAGGAGAAAUGAAGUUUCUUUGUAAGCCUGGAGCGAGGAACAUCACUGUAAUCUUCCAGCCUCUUCUCAGAUUCAUUCAGGAAAUAGAGAUGAACAUGGGGCCAGGCCAGGCCAAGCAGUGCCAGCUUCGGGCAUUUCUCACCUACUACAUUAAUGACCUCUUCCUUAACCAGGUGCGGACAGAGAUCAACAAGGAAAUCGAGGCAGUGAGUAAGACAGCUGACCCUUUGAAAAUCCUCGCCAGUGCUGACACCAUGAAGCUGCUGGGCGUCCAGAGACCCCUACUGCAGAGCACUGUGGUUGUGGAGAAGUCGAUCCAGGACCUAAUGAGCCUGAUGCAGGACCUGAGUGCCUACUCUAACCAGUUUCUUGAGAUGGUCUGCGACAAACUCAAAGAAUACAAGGAAAUCUGCAACACAGCCUACAGGGGUAUAGUCCAGUGUGAGGAAAAGCUGACCAUUAGUGCUUCCUGGUCUAAAGAUGAGGACAUCAGUCGUUUGCUCCAGUCCCUUCCAAACUGGGCAAAUAUGGCCCAACCUAGACAGGCCCGGCAAAAGAGGGAGGAUGAGGAGGACUUCACAAGGGCUGCUUUUGCAAAAGAGUCCGAAGUGCUAACUGGGAACCUGGGAGACAAGUUAAUCCCUCAGAAUGAGAUCCUUCGUGACGUCAGUGACCUGAAGGCUCUGGCCAACCUUCAUGAGAGCAUGGAGUGGCUUGCCGGUCGCCUGAAGACAUUCUUCACCAACCUGCCUCAAGCCUCCACUGCUUCUCCAUGCUCAUCAGACAGCCAGGUUCUUGGUGAGAGUGAACGUAGCAGAGAACAGAUUCUCCAGACUCUGAACGACUUGUCUCGAGGUUUCCAGGACGUUGCUGACCGUUGUCUCCUUGUAUUGCACCUGGAGGUCAGGGUCCAUUGUUUCCAUUACCUGAUCCCCCUGACCAAGCAGGGCAAUUAUGCCAUUGUGGCUAACGUGGAGAGCAUGGACUACGACCCGCUGGUGGUCAAACUCAACAAGGACAUCUCGGCCAUAGAGGAAGCCAUGGGCGCCGCCUUGCAGCAGCACAAGUUCCAGUAUAUAUUUGAAGGUCUUGGUCAUCUGAUCUCCUGUAUCCUAAUCAAUGGGGCUCAGUACUUUAAGAGGAUCAGUGAGUCUGGUAUAAAGAAGAUGUGCAGAAACAUCUUUGUCCUCCAGCAGAACCUCACCAACAUCACCAUGUCGAGGGAGGCUGACCUCGAUUUUGCCAGGCAAUACUAUGAGAUGCUGUACAACACUGCAGACGAGCUGCUGAACCUGGUGGUGGACCAGGGCGUCCGCUACACGGAGCUGGAAUACAUCAACGCCCUGUCGUUGCUGCAUCGCAGUCAGACAGGCGUUGGUGACCUGAGCACUCAAAACAUCCGGCUGCAGAGGCUGAAGGAGAUCAUCUGUGAGCAGGCUGCCAUCAAACAGGCCACCAAGGACAAGAAGAUUACCACAGUGUAGCCAUAAAACACAGCUGAGUACAGAGACAAAAACGCCUUUCCCCAUCUAAUAUCCUCUAUACACAUGUUUUUAUUUCUGUGCUUUCUGAUCUAAUGUACAACAGAUAAUUGGAUCAUAUUUGCAAAA
Molecule: messenger RNA, 3095 nt
Organism: Melanotaenia boesemani (Boeseman's rainbowfish)
Lineage: Eukaryota; Metazoa; Chordata; Actinopteri; Atheriniformes; Melanotaeniidae
Gene: exoc4
Product: exocyst complex component 4
Exons: 20
Coding region: 18-2969 (983 amino acids)
Biological process (GO): chemical synaptic transmission; Golgi to plasma membrane transport; exocytosis
Cellular component (GO): exocyst; synapse; growth cone membrane
Source: RefSeq, a predicted model, not a curated record